This is a messenger RNA of Akanthomyces muscarius, 1176 nucleotides long. RefSeq lists its product as uncharacterized. Gene Ontology annotation, cellular component: Golgi membrane; intracellular membrane-bounded organelle. Gene Ontology annotation, molecular function: pyrimidine nucleotide-sugar transmembrane transporter activity. The coding region runs from base 1 to 1176 and encodes 391 amino acids. The record is from RefSeq and is a predicted model, not a curated record. Gene Ontology annotation, biological process: pyrimidine nucleotide-sugar transmembrane transport. NCBI's taxonomy places the organism in Eukaryota, Fungi, Ascomycota, Sordariomycetes, Hypocreales, Cordycipitaceae. The transcript is spliced from 4 exons.
AUGCCCAAGAUGACGUCGCGUGCGGCCGUUCCGUUUCUGGUGGCUAUGAUGCUGCUGACUGGCGUCUGCAACACGCUGCUCACCAAGUACCAGGACAUGCAAUGCACGGCCCAGAUGUUUGUCGGCGAGAUGGGCUGCUGGCUCGUCAUCGGGCUCAUGGCCCUGUACCGGCGCUUCUUUGGAGCGGCCCCUACCGCCGCCGAUACCGAGUACCAGGCCGUCAACACCGACGAGACGGCCGACAUUGCCCCCGACGCCGAUGAGCACGCCGAUGCCGACGCCGGCCGCAAGGGCACCCUGCUCAAGGGAUUCGGCAUCGUCCUGCUCGCGCUGCCGGCCGUGUGCGACAUCCUGGGCACCACCCUGAUGAACGCCGGUCUGCUUCUGGUGGCCGCGUCCAUCUACCAGAUGACUCGCGGCGCGCUGGUGCUCUUUGUCGGCCUCUUCUCCGUCAUCUUCCUUCGCCGCCACCUCUUCCUGUUCCAGUGGCUCGCGCUCAUCGGUGUCGUCUCGGGCGUUGCCGUGGUCGGCCUUGCCGGUGCCAUCUGGCCAGACGAAAAGGUGCGCCAUGCCGGCGAGGUUGCCAACGACGGCGAAGGCCUCUCCGACGCCGGCCGCGCUAUUGUCGGCGUUCUCUUGAUCGCCGGUGCCCAGGUCUUUACCGCGACGCAGUUUGUACUGGAGGAAUGGAUCCUGGAGAACUCCCCCAUUGAGCCCAUCAGAGUUGUUGGCUGGGAGGGUCUCUUUGGCUUCCUCGUGACGGUCGGCGGCAUGAUUGUCAUGCACGUAAUCGUCGGCCGCACUGACGGAGGCCGCUACGGCGCCUUUGACAUGGUUGAAGGAUGGCGCCAGAUGACGACAAACAACGCGGUCUGGCUAAGCAGCCUCUUGAUUAUGGUUAGCAUAGGAGGCUUCAACUUCUUUGGCCUGUCGGUCACUCGCUCAGUCAGUGCCACUUCUCGCUCAACCAUCGAUACAUGCAGGACACUGUUUAUUUGGGUCGUGUCGCUUGGCCUGGGCUGGGAGUCUUUCAAGUGGCUGCAGAUUCUCGGAUUCGCCAUCCUCGUCUACGCCACGUUCCUCUUCAACGGCAUCGUUCAGCCCCCGCUUAAGUCGUUGCGUCCUGACGCGGAGGUUGAGCCUCUCCUGGCGGAAGAUCCUAUUGAGCACCCAUAG